AUGGGCUGCCCACCGCACCUUGCUGCACCGUCGCCAGACCCGAAUAUAGACCCGAAACUGGCGCGGCCUCUAUCAGCAGCGAAGCUCCUCUGCCGACCUUUGCCUUCCGACUACUCUUCCGUCCCGAAGCUGCUCCACCAGAGCUGGAAAACCAACGAGCUCCCGGCAAAGUUCGAGAAAUGGAGCAGGGUGUGCCGUGAAAAACAUCAUGACUGGGAGUGGGUGUUAUGGACCAACGACGACAACCUCAAUCUUGUUAGGAAGCACUUCCCCUGGCUCGAGGAAGCGUACUUGGAGCUGCCAGGGGAAAUCUACCGUGCCGACUUCUCUCGGAAUUUGUACAUGUAUAUAUUUGGCGGAGUUUAUGCCGAUCUUGACACCGAUUGCCUUCGUCCCACUUCAGCCGUCUUCAAGGCCUUCGACAUCCCAAAUGUCGAGAACACCACCGCCGGCGCCGACGGCAAUCACAUAAACCAGUUCGCCGUAUUUGGGCGGAUGGGCACGAACGAGAACUUCGAUAACUCGAUCCCGAAUGCGUGGAUGGCCUCUUCCCCGGGACACCCAUUUUUCCUCAUGCCCCCAUUGUCCGUACGACCCCGGAUCGCAAAGAGUAAGUCGUUCAUAUAUUGGUUGUUUCAGCAUGUUUCGGCUGAGGAGUGGACGGGGCCGGUCGCUCUGUACAAUGCUAUGCUCGAUUUCAACACGAACGGGCUAAGCAAAGAGGCCGUUGCUAUGGCAGCCGUUGGUCCCUUUGCAUCGCUGGCGAAGAAAACCAAACAGGAGAUUGUCCUGCUUCCCAGUCAUUGGAUAUAUCCCUACGAUUGGAAUGUAAAAGAGUUGCGUCCUCUAUGCUCCGCUGAAGCGGAGACAUUCGACGCAAAAGCCUGCCAGGAGAGGCUAGAGGUCGACAAAAAGGGGGGCAUUUCUAUUACCUACUGGAGCCAUACUCAUGACAAUAAGAACGACAAUGCGAAGAAUAUCGACAGCCUCAGUAAUGAAUGA
This is a messenger RNA of Pseudogymnoascus destructans, 1002 nucleotides long. RefSeq lists its product as uncharacterized. Gene Ontology annotation, biological process: mannosyl-inositol phosphorylceramide biosynthetic process. NCBI's taxonomy places the organism in Eukaryota, Fungi, Ascomycota, Leotiomycetes, Thelebolales, Thelebolaceae. The transcript has 3 exons. Gene Ontology annotation, molecular function: mannosyltransferase activity. The coding region runs from base 1 to 1002 and encodes 333 amino acids. The record is from RefSeq and is a predicted model, not a curated record.